AUGUCAUUCAAAACUAUUUCCUCGCAAUUAGCUGCUCAAUUGGAUAAGGACCUUAUGGGUCCAGAAAUCGGGUUCACAUUAGAGCAACUAAUGGAACUUGCUGGUCUCAGCGUCGCUGAAGCUGUUCUAAAGGAAUUUCCAUACUCCAAGAGCAGGAAGUCCCAGGUACUGGUAGUAGCAGGGCCAGGUAACAAUGGAGGUGAUGGUUUGGUAUGCGCUCGUCAUUUGGCGCUCUUUGGGUUUAACCCGGUGGUUUUUUACCCUAAACGCAGUAGCAGAACACAAUUCUAUGGACAGUUGGUGAAUCAACUUAAGUUCUUCCAAAUACCUGUGUUAGAUGGUGACGAUGACUGGGCUCAAUAUUUGAACCCUAACGAAACGUUGUGUGUCGUGGACGCAAUAUUCGGCUUUUCAUUCAAACCUCCUGUGAGAGAGCCAUUCGGAUCUAUUUUGCAGCAACUACGGCAGGUUCAAGAUCAGUUACCAAUUGUCUCUGUAGAUAUUCCCACGGGCUGGGAUGUGGAUGAAGGACCCGUUGAGCCAAAUUGCAUCAUCCCUAAAGUGCUGGUGUCCCUCACGGUUCCUAAGCCCUGUGCGCGGAAGAUUGAGAGCCUAGAAACUCAACACUACGUCGGUGGUCGAUUCGUGCCCCGCAGCUUUGCCAACAAAUACGGGUUUGAACCUUUCGCUUAUGAGAACGCAUCCCAGGUAGUGAAAUUAGCUCCAGAGUAG
Molecule: messenger RNA, 732 nt
Organism: Lachancea nothofagi CBS 11611
Lineage: Eukaryota; Fungi; Ascomycota; Saccharomycetes; Saccharomycetales; Saccharomycetaceae
Source: the annotation of a GenBank genome assembly